AUGGUUUUCCCCGGACGGUUCAGCACCGGCUGCAGGCGUUGUCGCCAGCGCAAAGUCAAGUGCGACGAAAGCAAACCAGCAUGCCGGCGCUGUUACAUCUACGGGAAGCCCUGUCCGGGUUAUACUGAUCAGUUCCACUUUCGCUUCGACAAGUCUGCUUCAAAACAAGAGCGCGCCUCGCCGGCACAGCAUUGUAGCAAAGAGGUGCGCGUGUCAUGUCAGCCUCAGCCUCAAUCAGCGCAGACCAGCGGCGAUCAAGCCAUGUUGGCUCCAUCACGGCCUGCUGCUAUCAUACCCCACCCAGAGCUUUCUUAUGAGGACUUGUCGCUUUGCUACUUCGUACGACGUUUUGUGACGCCCGAUGAGGCCGACAACUUUCCGGGUCACCUUAGCUUCCUACCCGCCCUCUACAAUCCUCACGGCCAUGGCGUUCUUGAGGCCGCGACCUUGAGUGUCGCUCAGAUGGCUGCUUAUAAUCAGUUUGGUGGCGACAAAUUUCGUCUGCAGUCGUACCAGAACUACGGUCGGGCAGUCCGAGCCCUGCGCAACACAAUUCAAAACGAGGAGGAGGUGACCAGUGACAAAGUGAUCGCUGCAGAUAUCAGUGGAGAAGGCUGGGGUAAUCCUAGCGAACAUGCAGCAGGUCUUUACUGCCUUUUGGAAAAAAGGGGCGUUGAGCAGCUAUGCACAAGCAGAGGGUUUGAGCUAUUCCUGCUGGCGUUGCUGAGACUGCAAGUACACUCCUUCUUGAACGAAGAUGAUAGUUACAGUGAUCCUGGAGGGAUGGUCGCCCUGCUCGGUCUUUUUGACCCGUUGAUGCGCGCCAUGUCUUUAAUGACGAAAGUUCUCUGGCUUCGACACAACCUAUCCAAAAGUCCCACCAGUCCGGAUGCAUCAUGCGAGCCGAGCGAACAUCCAUUCCAGUCUGUACAUGAGGUUGGAUUUGAGGCACUGAACGCAUCGAUCUUGCAAGCUUGCUUUGAAGCCCUUGAUGAGUUUGACACAUGGGACUUUGAUGCCGAAUCAUACUGGAAGCUUACCUUUGAAGGACGAAGUGUACCAGCAGCGCUAGGCGAAGUUGCCACGAAAGCAAAUUACUAUGAUCCCGAAACGGCUUGCACUAUCAUAUUGGUUCGAUCCGCACGUCUUGUGUUACUAUUGAGCAUAUUGGAAUUCCAUGAUAGGACGCAAGUCUUGAGCAACAACGACGGGUCCGGAACUGGUUGCAUCAUCGUUCUGGAACAGAGCAUACGUCUCACUAUUGCCGACAUGCUAUGGUGCGUACCGUUCGCAAUGGGUGACCUUGAUCCAAAUGGACAAUCUGUCACCAUGCCCCACGAUGGGGCUGCAGCAUUGACCAUCCUUCAACCUUUGAAGUUGGUGACAUAUUGCCCUUACGCGACACAUGAGCAAAGAAAGAGUGUUCAAGGUAUCCUGGACCGGAUGAAUCUGGCCAUUGGGGUCAGGUCAGCAGUCUCAUGGGAGGAGCGAGCAGGCUUAAAGACGACAUUCCCAGGGACUCAGGGGUUGAUUCGUGCGAUGACUUCGUUAGCAUCUAGUGCAAGUUCUCAAGCAGCGGAACGGGCAUGA
Messenger RNA from Neoarthrinium moseri, 1590 nucleotides. RefSeq lists its product as uncharacterized. Lineage: Eukaryota; Fungi; Ascomycota; Sordariomycetes; Amphisphaeriales; Apiosporaceae. The record is from RefSeq and is a predicted model, not a curated record. The transcript is spliced from 4 exons. The coding region runs from base 1 to 1590 and encodes 529 amino acids. Gene Ontology annotation, molecular function: zinc ion binding; DNA-binding transcription factor activity, RNA polymerase II-specific. Gene Ontology annotation, biological process: regulation of DNA-templated transcription.